AAUAGGAAUUUCCAUCUUGUACAAAUCAAGACUGACAGUGAGAUGAUAUAUAAAGCUGGUGGUGUGUGCUUAUAUCAGAUGAGAUCUUUCGAGAGUUUAAGAGGAUUGUGUUCCUAUUUGUGAGAAUCUUUAAGUAUUCUGCAGUAUGGUGGAAGCAGUACUGGUAGAUCUGUUCAGCCUACCAGCCAACUUGCAGAACAACAUCCAAGAACUGCUAUGUAACACAGUGGAAACUAUUGAGAAAUGUUCUUCCAUCCCUGCUCCAUUUGUUUACGUCAUGAGUUGCCAGAGGCAAGGAAGUGAAAGGAAUGGUGAAAAAGAGUCCUUGCUUCCAGCUCUGAGUGGUUUUCAGAGUCUGAAGAAAAGACUGGAGAUGGUAUAUGCCCCGAAUACAGCGGCUGCUUUGUACACCAUCAAACAAAGCCUGGAUGAAAAAGACCUAAGCAUUAUUAAAGUUAUUCUGCCUACCUUAAGAAAAGACAUAAUGAAAGUAUAUAUAGAUCAUCUUUUUACAGCAGUCUACCAGUUUGAAUUUGAGGAUUUACCCAUGGCACAUGAUUGUGAAAACCUGAAGAUAGCUGAAACUCGGAGUGAAAGGCAAACGCUUCCUAUACAUGACAUGGCACUCAUCCAAAGCGAGAUUCAGGUGUACUUGGAAAGCCUGCCGAGCCUCAAAGGAGAGCUCACCAUCCUCAGAUCUUCUCUCAUUCCAGAUGAUAUCUUCCUACAUGGAUUUACCACAAGGGCAGGUGGGAUCUCCUACAUACCAACUCUAAGCUCCUGCAAUCUCUUCAGCAGUUCCAAGCGGAGGGACCCACAAGUUGUUGUUAAAGAAAAUCUCCGCCGGCUAGCUAAUGCUGCAGGAUUUAACCCAGAGACUUUUCACAGAGUCAAGGUUGAUCAUGCUAAUGCUGUGUGCAUCAUGGGAAAGACCGAGCCUGACAGCUAUGAUGGAAUAGUUACGAAUCAGAAAGGUGUUACAAUAGCAGCUCCAGGUGCUGAUUGCAUACCUGUGCUCUUUGCUGAUCCUGUCAGGAAAGCCUGCGGUGCUGCUCAUUCUGGAUGGAAAGGCACACUGUUAGGAGUUUCUAUGGCCACAGUGAAUGCUAUGGUAUCUGCAUAUGGCUCUAACUUGAAAGAUAUCCUUGUGGUGCUGGGCCCGUCUGUAGGACCUUGCUGCUAUAAACUUCCUCACGAGUCAGCGGCAGAAUUCCACAGAAUUGAUCCAAAGUGUGUGAGACUGUUUGACUCUGCAAAUCCUUAUAUUGAUAUUAGAAGAGCAACACGGAUUCUUCUGGAGAGGGGUGGGAUUCUUCCUGAGAACAUCCAAGAUGAUUCUGUCACAGACCAGAACCAAAAUAUCACUUUCUGUACUGCAUGCCACCCUGAUAAAUUUUACUCUCACUUUCGUGAUGGGACGAAUUUUGGGACACAGAUUGGCUUCAUAUCAGUCAAAGACUGAGAUGGUAACUCUUACUCUUGAAUAGGAUUUAGAAAAGAGGUCUGGUGCAUUGUCUGGCAUCCCUCUCUUCUCAUAGUUCUUUUUUCCUUUCCCAGACCUGCAGUGAAGAAUAAUGAGUCUUAAGGUUCUCCUGCUUCUUCUCUUCCCUGCCAUUCUAAGGCAAGAAUAAAUGUCUGAGGCGUGGGGGCAAUAACUCUUGUCUGAGACAGGGUGCAAAGGAAACAAGGGCAAAGCCCUUCUGCAAGGCCAGAUGCAAAUUCCAACUUUUUUGAACCUCCUUGACCAAAAAUAUUCCCCAGAAAUCUCACUGACUUAGGGAGCACAAAAACCCAGUCUUCAUUAACUUUUGGGUGAGAGCCUGAAAAAAGUGACAGAACUAUGACAUACUGAAAGAAGCAUAACAGGUACAGGAAGGGAAAACUAUAUUGCACAUUCACUGUUAGAGAGCACCAACUUUGGUAGUUUCAGCAGGAGGUUAUUACUUAAAUAUGUGCCUGGACUUGUUUUGGGGUUUGGGGUGUUUGGUUUUUUUUUUUUUUUUUU
Molecule: messenger RNA, 2005 nt
Organism: Melopsittacus undulatus (budgerigar)
Lineage: Eukaryota; Metazoa; Chordata; Aves; Psittaciformes; Psittaculidae
Gene: LACC1
Product: laccase domain containing 1
Exons: 6
Coding region: 146-1462 (438 amino acids)
Molecular function (GO): copper ion binding
Source: RefSeq, a predicted model, not a curated record